CGUUCGCCGUCUUCAGUGCUCAUUUCACCACGUUUAAACGUAGCAUACCAAUCAAUGAUGGUUGAUUUUCAGACCCCAGAAGCAUUUUUCCGUUUCCUAUGUGGCUAGCGCAACCAGUUGCUCUAAACCAUUAGGGAACGGAGACGGAGACAACUCCGUUCCCUACGUGGCUAGCGCAACUCGCACAUUUAUUAACCAUGCUUUCUGCGUACAUUUUUCACAUAUACAUCUAUAUUGUUAUAUUUAUUUUUAAAUUGAUAAUUUAAUUUUUUUUCCUGAGAUCAGGCUCAUUUUAGUUAUUUAAUUUCCCAAUUUAUAUCGAAUAUUAAAUCAAAAUAAAUGAGAAAUAUUUAUAUAUAAGGUGUCCCAUCAAAAAUUCAGUAAAAAACCCAAUAUCUCUGAAACGGGUGAUAUUUUUGAGAAACCGAUGCUUUUCGAUAAAUCUGGGGUAAAAAACUGCGCUAAAAAAUAUAGGUCGUCUAUUUUAGAAACACCAACUGUCCUUUAUAUCUGUAAAACGGUAAUUUAUUUCUAUUAUCUAUUGUGAGUAUCAGAGUAUCAUAUAAAUUUAUUUAUUCGCAUGUGAAAAAAUCGGCCCUAAGUCUUUUAUUGAUCUCGAGGAUGCUUUCAGUGAGCAUCGAAUUUGGUACAUCCCUCGUCACUCCAGUGCUUUGUUUCAGAAAUCAUUCACCUACCAGGCCGCUAAGAUGUUCAAUACAUAUCUCAUUGAUCACUUACAUAUCUCCGAAUUUCGGAUGAAGCGUGUUCUGAGAGCUAGACUUCUCGAAUUAUCGAGUUAGUAUUUAAUAUGGACUCUUUUAUUUUAUCUGUCCUGUUAUACCUUUUUAUCAUAUUGGAUAUGUUGUUUUGAUUUUUGUUUCAUGAAACCUAUUGACAUGUUUUCUUUCUUUUCUUCUCCUCUCUAGAGUAAAAAACGCUAUUGUAAUAUUUGUAUGUAUCGUGCUGCACAGGUUGAGUGUAAGAAUAGCCUGAGGCUAAACUUCGCCUGUGUUGUACUGAAAAAGAAAAAUAAAGACGUUUAUUAAAUGCUCAGAAACGUUGCCAUUGAUAAAUUGUAUACAACUGUUCCUUGUGACUGAUAUUCCUAACCACUGAAUUUAUAUUUUUAAAUCAUUUUAAUGGUUAUGAGUCGUUCGAACUAUUGUUUGGUUCCUCAGUGUUCUUCCUCGAAAAAAAAAGUUCAAAUAUCAAUUUCCACGCUUUUCCUCAAACUGAUAAUAAAUAUCGUGUUUGGGUGGAAUGGAAAUUGGGGAGUAAAGAGCUGAUGGAUCGACAAAAAGCUUGGCAACUGAAACUCAAAAUCGGCAAACUAGUGACAAGAAAUAUGAAAGUAUGUUCCCUGCAUUUUAUCGAGAUUCCAGUUUUACACAAAGAGAGUUUUUGAAAAAACGGCUGUGCCUUCCAGAAAUCUUCCUUAUAGAUCCACUACCUCAAAGGAAGAACCUGAAUGUUCUAUUAGUAGAUCUGAAAGAUUGAGACAAAGAAGUAUCAACAAAGAAAAACUUGUUGCUGAAGAAUGCUCUUGUGAAGAAAUCAAACCUGCUGUACAAACUUCUUCCCAAGAUGAAAUCGAAACUGCAUAAGGUCUAUUACAGCUUCUUCAGGAUCAGCCUGAUUAAAAUGGACCUAAAACUUUCAAGGAUUUCGAAAUGCAAGUGAAUACUCCUUAGGUGUCUUCUUUGUGUGACCUGAUAAGAACAGAUAGUGUUCUAGUUUUACUGGUCUCAAUAAUAUAAAACUAUUAGAUACAAUAGAAAAAACAUAACAAUCUGUUUACAGCGAUCAAAGAUCACAUCGUUCAACAAUCAGCAUAUUGUUUUAGUACUAACAAAAUUGAAAUGUGAUCUUACAUAUAUUAUAUUAUCUCUUUUUUUUGCAUUUCAUAAGAAUUGUACCAUAUACAUAUAUGAAAUGCUACCCAUUUUGAGUAGAGUUAUAAGUUAUGUUAUAACAAUUCCAGAUUUUCCUGAAAUACAGAAAAAUAUGCCAAAAUUAUUUGAAUGUUUUCACAUAUUAGAAUUAUUUGCAGAAUAUAGAUUUUUUAGGAAUUAGAUCAUUUGAAAAUUGUAGAGUGACUCGGUUUUGCUCAGAGAUGGCGCCAUAGUUGUAAUGCGCCACGCAACAUCGACCCCGGCGUAUUUGAAGGGGUCGUCGCGAAGCAACCGAUUCACUUCUCACCCAAGAGUGUGGGAAGGUGUGUCUUAGGCAGAGAUCGUUGGAUUGCCUAACUGAAGAGUCCACCAGCGAUCUCGGGACCAAACACAAUACCCCUCGGGAGAGGGCGCACCUAAAUCUUGGCUCGAAAAAGCCUCGCCAAAGUGGUGACCCCAACGUGAUCAACGUCAAUGUUAUGAGUGACAGGGACGAUUUGCUCGCGGACAUAACUCCAAUCGCCAAGAUGCCGAACCAAUCCGCCGCAGCACUCACUCCAGAAGUACUCGCACGCCUCAAAAUCCCCGUAUUCACCCCAGAUGACCCGGAAGUAUGGUUCCAGCAAGUCGAGUGGUCACUCGAAGAUGUCGGUCUAACAGCCAGCUCGGCCAAAUUCCGUCAGGUUGCAAAAUCACUCGACGGAAGGUACGCGAAAGAGGUCCGCGACCUGAUUAUCAACCCUCCAGCCGAAAAGCCUUACGAAACGCUAAAAGAGCAACUUCUCCAACGCCUGGGGAAAUCGCAGGCCCAAAAGACGCGGCAACUUCUGGAGAGGGUAGAAAUUGGAGACCGGAAGCCAUCCCAGUUUCUGCGGUACCUGCAACAGCACGCUGGGGACAACGCCGCAGACGAGAUCGUCCGCGCCCUGUGGAUGGAGCGGAUAAACCCCCUCGCUCGCGCCAGCAUUGCCGCACAGGCCGCCCAAACAAACGUCACCAUGGACGACCUGGCCAAGACCGCCAAAGUGGUGACCCCGACGUGAUGGCGGAAAGCUGCGGCGUUGGAGCGCAGAGGCGACUCACUGCCCCGCUCAACGUUACGGCUACUGGGGUGUCCAUCGGACACUAGAGCCGAUGGCACGCCGAGCCUCGUGUUUCGUCAUCACAGCACGCAAGCGCUUUCUCCCCCCUGGGACCACCUGCGUACCUCCUCCUCAGGAGGGUCGUCGUUACUGGUGGGGGGGUAUGUAGUGACUCGGUUUUGCUCAGAGAUAGCGCCAUGGUUGUAAUGCGCCACGCAACAUCGGCCCCGGCGUAUUUAAAGGGGUCGACGCGAAGCAACCGAUUCACUUCUCACCCAAGAGUUGGUUUUGUUUCUUCCCACCUUUCGGUUUUAGCUCUUUGGUCUUUCGCUCUUAGCUACCCACUAUCUAGUUCAUCAACCCUUUGCGCCAAUUUCCAGUUUCUAAAUUUGCGAGUCCAGUAUUACUUCAUUUGCCCACUCAUUAGCCUUCUGUAUGUCUGUGUCAUUUUUUUUUCUUCCAUCCUUCCUCAAUUGAACCAUUAGGUCUCCAUAUUUCUUUUCUAUAUUUUCUCUUGCUGUUUGUCUGAAAUCAAAUGUACAAUGUUGUCUUAUAUGUGUAGCGUCCUCUUCCUCGUUUCUGUCACAACCACAUUUUCCCGUUGUCUCCUUCAACUUGAACCUUUUCUUGUAUGACUCCAUGUUUCGAUGACCCGUCAUCAACUGCGAUGCCUUGAAGUUGAGCUGUAUUAACUCGUUGCCCACUU
Messenger RNA from Harmonia axyridis, 3680 nucleotides. RefSeq lists its product as uncharacterized. The record is from RefSeq and is a predicted model, not a curated record. The transcript has 2 exons. The coding region runs from base 2372 to 2935 and encodes 187 amino acids. Lineage: Eukaryota; Metazoa; Arthropoda; Insecta; Coleoptera; Coccinellidae.